AUGCAAGUCCAGCUAGGUCAAUUUUGGCGGCGAUUUGGGUCACCGCGAAACUGUGACUAUGAUCCAACAGGAAGCGAGCAAAGAUACGACAAACUCUGUGCUGAAUAUCUCCCCAGCUUGCAUGCGGCAUUUGCAAUAGCUCAUCUGGAUACGGCAUGGGACAAUGUUCUUCCAAAGCUACCGAUGCAGAGGCAACUUCUUUAUAUUGCCAUCUUCGACUCAGUCUGUUGGAACUUCCGGCCGCUUUUGUUGCUGAAGCCUGAUUAUAUCGCGGGGCUUGCUCCGUACAAGCGAGUGCUCCUUCCAUUACAAAAACAAAGACUAGCAAUGGCUGCAUUGAAAGAACUCGAGGCUGUCACUGCCCUCCAUUCAAUGUUCGGAGGCUCCUAUACCCGUUUUACUGCCAUAAUAUUCAACACUUUCGAAGCUGCCGUUCUCUUACUUUCUCUUUGCUUUCACGUCGACUUCCCCUUUGAUCAAGGAGAUGUAAACACGAAUAUACUAGGCAUUCAGGCUCAAUUGACGUACAAAAAGGCCAUGCAAGCCGCAGAACAAGCUAUCGGUCGACUUCAAAUGCUGGCCGAACUCAGCGAUAUGGCUGCGGCCGGGGCUCGAGUGGCUUCUCAAGUAUUUGCCAAAGCCGCGAAGUCGAAAGAAUCGACAAGCCCAGUUGCUCCGGCGGGACUUUCCGAUACCCCUUUUUGGCAAUUUGCAUACUCGGCUAACAUAGAAACUACCGAGGGCCUAGGCCCGUGCUUACCCUUGGAACAAGAGGAUCCUGUACUGAUGAGCGACAUUUUCUCCUCAACGGCACAAGAUGACUCGUAUCCCAAAUUCCCAUUGUCGUCUUUCGGCCUUCCCAUGGUCUGA
This is a messenger RNA of Penicillium pulvis, 870 nucleotides long. RefSeq lists its product as uncharacterized. The record is from RefSeq and is a predicted model, not a curated record. Lineage: Eukaryota; Fungi; Ascomycota; Eurotiomycetes; Eurotiales; Aspergillaceae. The coding region runs from base 1 to 870 and encodes 289 amino acids. The transcript has a single exon.